AUGACAACCCCCCGCCGCUCUACCCCCGCUCCCUUUCAAUCCGGUUACCUUGUCCGACUGCCGCUGUUCACGCGCCUCGUUCUGCUGGCCAUAAUCGCCUUCUGGCUGCUCGAGUUCCAGACCAUAUGGAGUGUUGUACAAUGGGGUGCUCUUAUUCCGGAAGAGAUCAAUCUGGGGACGAUGUACCGACUUAAUACCUAUCCGAUCAUCCAUACGGGCUUCUUCCAUGCUUUAUUCAAUGCGCUUGCGCUUACACCCCUGCUCGAGAGGUUUGAGGCUGAGCAUGGUACUUUGACUGCUGUUGCGUUGUUUAUUGGACCUCUUUCGACUGUUCCUGCUGGGCUUUAUAUCUUGAUCGAGAGGGGGAUUCUGCACAUGAAUACUUCCGUGGUUGGCGCAAGCGUUUGGGUCUUUCUGCUUCUCGGUUCGGAGUCUAUCAAAACUUACAAGUCCCAUCCCAACUUCAGCCUUGGCCCGUACAAGAUUCCCACAUGGACUUCGCCCUUGUUCGCAUGCGUUGUGGUCUCUAUCCUCGUCUCGAAUGUGAGCUUCCUCGGCCACAUGUGUGCUAUUCUUGUCGGUUAUCUUCUCGGCCUCGGAUACCUCAAGGUGUUCGUGCCCCCCGAGAAGGUCCUCCGCUGGAUCGAGGGCAAGCUGAACCUUCUCGGACGCCUCCCCCACUAUGUCUCCGUCGACCAAAAGACGUACGGUCGCUACGGAGUUCUUCCUACCAGCAAUGCCCCUGGCGCCAGCGGCAACUCAACACCCAUGAGCUUCUUAGGCUCCAACCAGCGCCUGGGAGCAUGA
Messenger RNA from Penicillium bovifimosum, 807 nucleotides. It is a transcript of the gene rbd2, whose product is annotated as rhomboid protease family protein RBD2. The record is from RefSeq and is a predicted model, not a curated record. The coding region runs from base 1 to 807 and encodes 268 amino acids. Gene Ontology annotation, cellular component: membrane. Gene Ontology annotation, molecular function: serine-type endopeptidase activity. The transcript has 7 exons. Lineage: Eukaryota; Fungi; Ascomycota; Eurotiomycetes; Eurotiales; Aspergillaceae.